Messenger RNA from Diabrotica virgifera virgifera (western corn rootworm), 3395 nucleotides. It is a transcript of the gene nuf, whose product is annotated as rab11 family-interacting protein 4. The transcript has 10 exons. Lineage: Eukaryota; Metazoa; Arthropoda; Insecta; Coleoptera; Chrysomelidae. Gene Ontology annotation, cellular component: midbody; cleavage furrow; recycling endosome membrane. Gene Ontology annotation, biological process: endocytic recycling; regulation of cytokinesis. The record is from RefSeq and is a predicted model, not a curated record. The coding region runs from base 256 to 1590 and encodes 444 amino acids.
UUGAACUAGUUCGUUCACGAACUACACAGCUCUAGUUUCUCCUGUCUUCGUAGAAACGUCAGGUGCGAUUUUGUUAUGAUUUCAUUUGUUUGAAAUAUUUUUAGUAAAUAUUGAAAUUAAGUGAAGAAUGUGACUGUGUAUUUGGAAAAUCAAUUGUUGUUACACAAUAUACGAAGAAUAGUCGUAGUUUGUGAGUGAAAUAUCGUUAAGUUUGGUUAGUCUGCAAUUUUCUACCUGUUAAUUUUACAAGAGAGUAUGAUGUCACCCACAACAAAAGAAUCAACAGUGCUAGUGAAUGGUACGUCUAGCGGGACACCCAGUUUCGUUUUGACUCCGGAGCACGUAUCGCAGAAUUCCGAGCCCAACAAGAGUCAAUGUUCCUCGUUAUCGGACGUUGAAAAUUUGGAAUGGUCUGCUGAAACGCUGGAAGUGGAUCCUGAAACUAGUGGCAACGGAAAUAAUGUGGGGAAUGAAUUAAGGACUGUUAAUGGCAUUAAUCGAAAUACAUGGUUGCGUACAAGCUUAAGAAGGUCUUCUCCAAGUCAUCCAGAAAACCUCGCCAAUAGGAGAUGUGGUUCUUUUCGACACAAUGGACGUCGACAACAACUAGGUUCAAACGCAUUAGCCAGUCAAUUGUAUCGCAGUUCCAGUUUCAAUUCGUCAGGAAGAAGCAGCACUUGUGACACCACUGAUGAUAUGUACUCAGAUGCUUCAUUGGAAGAAGAUGUGUUGGACCUGCAUCAAAAGUUUCAGGUGUUACAGCAACAGGUAGGAUAUCUUCAAGACACAGCCAACCAAAAUGAUGAGAGGUAUACGAGAGCCAAAGCAGAUAAUGCAGCUCUCCAAGCUAGGGUUAUUAUGUUAGAAGAACAACUUAGGGAAACUGAAAUGAGAAGCGAGGAGAAAUUACAGGAUGAACGUAGGGGAUUCAAGGACCAAAAAGCUAGAUUAGAAAGAGAAAAACAACUAUUGUUGGAUAAUGUGAAUCUAAGACUGCAGGCGUCGGAAACAGAAUGUGCAAAUUUAAAGAAAGAGAUUAACAGACAGAAAGACGAGAUUGAUAAAUAUAAGAAUGAAAGACAGAAUCUAAUGGAUCAGGUUUCGGAUCUCACAAGUGAGGUGACUAGUGUAAAGGAAGAAAUGAAAAUGAUGAAAAGCCAAGAAAUUAGGUUAAAACGUGAAUAUGAAGCUCAAGUACAACUCUCAGAAGACUUGUCGAAAGAAAUAGAAAGAUUAAGACUGGAAGCCAGAACCCCGGCCCUUCCGACCACUUCUCCCGAAACUUUGAGGUUAGAAGAGUUACAUGAAGAAAUGACGAAUUUAAGGUCAGAAAAUUCAGAGUUAAGAGAAGUUAACGAGGAACUACAAGCCAGUUUAUUACAUGCAGGUUUAGAAACCGGUAGGAUCCUUUCGAUAGGUGAAAAUAGUUUGGCAGCUGAAUUAGAUGUGAUGUCGCAAGAUGAGGUUCAAAAAGCGUUGAAAGAGCAACAAGAAGUGAACCGGCAGUUAAGAACUUACAUCGAAGGAAUACUCUUGAACAUCGUUGAGAAUCACCCUCAACUUCUCGAAGUCAAACAUAGGCCUGUAUAGAUAUAAAAAAAUGUGAUUGAUAGUUAAAAUAAUAGACUUUUAUCGUGAUAUUAAAUGUUGGACAGUAAAUGUUGAUGCACUUGUUAUACAUUCAACGUAUAUGUUUCCAAAAAUGAUUUUUAGGCGCAGGUCGUAUGUUUUGGUUUUUAUAAAGUUUUAAUUUUUAUUUUGUCAUGUAUUAUACUAUUGUAAUGUGUAUUUGUCAACUUGCUGAUACCCGGUCUAUUCGGGAGGAAUUUUGUAUCCGAUUUUAAACUUCUCGGUAUACUCGAGACUAAUUUUUAAGUGACGAGUUUUAAAUUAGAAGUCUCCGAAAGUGCUAUAAAAUACACACACCGGCAAAAUUAAAGGAACACCUUAAAAAUGGGACAUGUUUGAUGUCUCGAAUUUCCUAAACCUGUUGUCCGAUUUCAGUGAUUUUUUUAGUAGGUUAUAGCCUUAUUAUUUGAGAAUAUUGGUGUAAUAACAUUGAUGCUAGACAGGUAAAUGUAAUUUUAUACCGGGUGUAACAAUCAUACGGUGUUUUUUUCUUAAAAUUAGGAACACCCUGUGAAAUAUUCCCGCAUAAAUAAAAUAUUGAAAUUAAAACUCAAUUGUAGCCUUAGGCUUUCUUAACAUUUUCUUUUUUGAUUCAUUUGCUUAUGUUGGAUAAUAAAAAAGUUAUGUACUUUAACAACUAGCCAUGUUCUUCAUCAAUACAGGGUGUUUCUAAAUAAGUGCGACAAACUUUAAGGGAUAAUUCUGCAUGAAAAAUUAAUGACGGUUUGCUUUAUAAACAUAUGUCCGCAAAUGCUUCGUUUCCGAGGCACGGGAUGUUGAAUUUUUUCUUACAAACUGACGAUUUAUUUAUUGCUCUAAAACCGGUUGAGAUAUGCAAAUGAAAUUAGGUAGGUUUUAAGAGGUAGUUAUUAUGCAUUUUUUGACAUACAACUACUAAUUUUAUAUUGACCAUUGGCGUGCAUACGGGAUAUAUUUAAAAUGUUUAUACCCAUAUUCACUCCAAUGGUGAAUAUAAAAUUCUUAAUUGUAUGUCAAAAAAUGCGCAAUAACCUACCAAAUUUAAUUUUAAUAUCUCAAACAGUUUUAGAGCAAUAAAUAAAUCGUCAGUUUGUAAGAAAAAUUUAACAUCCCUUAUCUCGGAAACGAAGCGUUUGGGGACAUACGUUUAUAUAAAGCAAACGGUCAAUAAUUUUUCAUGCAGAAUUACCCCUUAAAAUUUGUCGCACUUAUUUAGACACACCCUGUAUUGAUGAAGAUCAUGGCUAGUUGUUAAAGUUUUUAACUUUUUUAUUACCCAACGUAAGCAAAUGAAUCAAAAAAGAAAAUGUUAAGAAAGCCUAAGGUUAUAAUUGAGUUUUAAUUCCAAUAUUUUCUGUAUGCUAGAAUAUUCCACAGGGUGUUCCAAACUUUAAGGAAAAAACACAGUAUGAUUGUUACACCCGGUAUAAAAUGACCUUUACCUGUCUAGCAACAAUAUUAUUACACCGAUAUUCUUAAAUAAUAAGGCUAUAACAUACUAUUAAAAAAAUCACUCAAAUCGGACAACUGCUUUAGAAAAUCCGAGACAUCAAACAUGUCAAAUUUUUAAGGUAUUCCUUUAAUUUUGCCGGUGUGCGUAGUUUGAGAUAAUAUCCAAAACAAAGAAUCUGUGCAACCAAUCUGCGAAUAUAGUGUAGAAAUAGUGAUUAUUGUAUAUAUUAAUAUUGUAAAAAGUUUUAUAUAUACAUUGUUGGUCUUGCUGUAUGUAUUUAAUAAUACUGAUGUUGUUAUUUGAAACGAUUUUAAAUACAAAUGUCAUUAAAAUA